Molecule: messenger RNA, 1627 nt
Organism: Daldinia caldariorum
Lineage: Eukaryota; Fungi; Ascomycota; Sordariomycetes; Xylariales; Hypoxylaceae
Product: PR-1-like protein
Exons: 3
Coding region: 1-969 (322 amino acids)
Source: RefSeq, a predicted model, not a curated record
AUGAGAUCUUCGAUUCUGGUCGCCGCUGGCGCAGCAUCGCUAGCUAUGGGCAGCCCUGUAGAAAUGAAGAAGCGGGCGAUAGAAACCCAAUGGGUCACAGACUACUACACAGUUACUGUUACUGGUGGCCAGCCCAAGCCAACCUUUUUGGCCCCGAAUGAACUCCCUGUAGACUCAGCCCCUCCUGCACCUGUUGCUGCACCUGUUGUCACUGAGAGCCCCGAGGCACCCCCGUCGCCCCCGAAGCCAACCGUCGUGGUUGUUACCCAAACCUACCAGGCUUCUCCUCCCCCUGCGGAGACCACCCAGUCGCCAGUCGAACAGUAUCCUACCUCUUCGCCUUCGCCUUCGCCUUCGCCCACUCCUUCGCCCACCCCCGAGCCAUCUCCUGAGUCAUCUUCCAAGGCCGAGCCGGAAUCAACUCCUGAGGCUCAACCUGCACCUGCCACGGAUUUCAUUGGUCUAGCAGUUCAGCACCACAACUACCACCGCUCGAACCAUUCUUCCCCAGAACUGAAGUGGAGUGACAAGCUUGCUGGUUACGCCUACCAGACUUCCCUUUCCUGCAAAAUGCAGCACGACAUGGACCAAGGUGACAAGGGUUACGGCCAGAAUUUGGCUAACUGGGCUACGAGCGCAGACGCCUACAAGCUGGGCGAUACCGGUGCUAUCAAGAUGGCCGUCAGUGAUAUGUGGUACAACGGAGAGUUCAACAGCUUCCUUCCGGACUACUACGGCGAGGCGUCCCCCGAUAUGACGAACUUUGAGAGCUGGGGUCAUAUGUCUCAGUUGGUUUGGAAGGCUUCGACUGAGGUUGGCUGCUCUUCCCACUACUGCGAGCGGGGAACUAUGUACGAUGACUUCGACGCUUGGUUCACCGUCUGCAACUACAGCCCCCCUGGAAACGUCGGUGGUGCUUACGCCGCUAACGUCCUCCGACCUCUCGGCAAGGCUACCGUUACCGCAUAAGUUAGCGUCAGGUUUGCAUUACGUUUUGGGCAGUAUAUCGCUAGUAAAAGCAAUACGUGCCGAGCAAAAUCUCCUUCGAUUCUUCAGUGUAUAAACGAAUACACAAAUUUUACAGAACCAGCACUCGCAGUAUGAUUGUUGAUGACACAUGGAAAAACCGGCGUGAAUGGGGGCACCAGGGAAAGGAUGGUCCUGGAUUUCUUUUUUUUUUUUUAUAGCAUUUCUUCGAUUCGUUGUUGGGCUUCGUGCCAUUACACCUUUUCAUUCCUGGUCAGACUUGUCGUAUCUAGAAUAUGGCCUUGCAUUCACCUGCGGAGUUGGACGUCUAUUCCCGCAAUGCGUUCAACCAAGUCUGGCCUAUUUAUCAACCAAACCUCAUUUUCGCUUCUUGUACCUUUUUUCUUACAUGUUCCACAUUUCCCAACAAGUCAAGAGGAGGCAGUGCUCAAAUUUGAGCGCUCUGUCCUAGGUUCUUAAAGUCCGGGAACAUGCGGCCGAGCCGAUCACGUUGUGGAACAAAACCAGGCCCGUAUAUUCGUUGUAUGUAGAAUCCAUUCGAUACUAACGAAGACUUAUGAACUGCAUAGAGCAAUUCUAUAUGAGGAUCGUACGAAAUUUUAUCAGUUUACUCAAAUCAUUGAUGAAUAUUAACGGUGAU